Hibiscus syriacus is the source of this 1176-nucleotide messenger RNA. RefSeq names its product ethylene-responsive transcription factor ESR2-like. The transcript has a single exon. Lineage: Eukaryota; Viridiplantae; Streptophyta; Magnoliopsida; Malvales; Malvaceae. Gene Ontology annotation, molecular function: DNA-binding transcription factor activity; DNA binding. The record is from RefSeq and is a predicted model, not a curated record. Bases 1 to 1176 code for a protein of 391 amino acids. Gene Ontology annotation, biological process: regulation of DNA-templated transcription.
AUGGAAGAGGCAUUUAAGAACCUACAGAGCAUGACUUAUGUCUCCGACCCAAAUGGUAGCAACUCCAUGACCGACUAUACAAAGAAGAGCGCCGCCACCUCAACAGAUCGCACCACCGCCACAGCGGCGAACAUGAGGUCUCUCAAAGGAAAUGGUGUCUCCGGUGGAACAAUGAGGUACCGUGGUGUUCGCCGCAGGCCGUGGGGGCGUUAUGCUGCUGAGAUACGAGACCCACAGUCCAAGGAACGGCGUUGGCUCGGGACUUUUGACACUGCAGAGGAGGCCGCAUGCGCCUACGACUGUGCAGCUCGAGCUAUGCGUGGGAUCAAGGCUCGCACCAAUUUCGUCUACCCGGCGACGGAGCCUCACUCGGGGAGCAAUCAUUUCCUUCCACCUUUUACCUUCUCGAAGCAGUCACAGUCAUCCAUCAGGGACAUUAACUGCAUUAAUCAUCAGUUUGGCCAAUCUUCGAAUUGGCCAUCGUUGACAAACCAACAUUCGGGUGACUUCUCCGUUGGGUCUUCUGCUCAAAGAAACGCUUCUCUGAACAUGGUUUUAUUCCGUGACCUCAUGAAUUCAUCUAAUUCAUCUCUCCACGAGCCGCCUCCUCAGUCUCUGGCGGACAAUAUUCCAUUCAUGAACGGAAAUACUUCCUCUUCUUCGUUUCCUUUCACUUUUCCGGCUAAUUCAAGCGUUUUGGCCGGUGCAUCUUUGUUGAAAUCCUCGACCAACAACACUACUCUAAGCGCAGCCGAUAGCGUAUCUGAUUCUUUCACUGGCUCAUCCAUGACGCACACUCUCAAGGAAACCGUCGAUGAUAUGGAAUUCUUCCCGCAGGAGCCUUCAGAUUCCGGUUUGUUGCAGGAAAUAAUUCAAGGUUUAUUUCCGAAGAAAUCAGGUGAACGUAAAGUUACCUCAAACUACACUCAACAUUCAGUUGCCGUCCCUGAACCCGAGUUGAAGAAUGAACAUUUAGGUUUUUAUUAUUCCGGUUACGAUCAAGGAUUCCUCCAGCAGGUGGAGAGUUUCAGUGGAGUCACUGGCUCUGAAUCGGUGCCGUAUGCUAAUGAAAUACCAACGAAACACCUGCAGGUAGGUCAAGACUGCUUGUUAGAUGAUAUCUUUCAGUUCCCAGAUUUCACGGAUGCCUUGGCAGCUAGGGUUCAAAAUGCUUGA